Messenger RNA from Zea mays, 1761 nucleotides. RefSeq lists its product as uncharacterized. Lineage: Eukaryota; Viridiplantae; Streptophyta; Magnoliopsida; Poales; Poaceae. Gene Ontology annotation, cellular component: chloroplast envelope. The record is from RefSeq and is marked validated. Gene Ontology annotation, molecular function: UDP-sulfoquinovose:DAG sulfoquinovosyltransferase activity. Gene Ontology annotation, biological process: glycolipid biosynthetic process; sulfolipid biosynthetic process.
AUCGUCUUCAGUCCUUCUCCCGCUUAUAUACGCAACGGCGACCUCGCCCUCUUCCUUGCUCGUACAAAUCAUCACACGCAGCCACGCAGGUAGAACACAAGCGCCGUGCACGCUUGCGCAAGCCCAAGGAUUGCCGCUCUGCUCUGUCUCCUCCGGUGGCCGCAGGGGCAAUGGCGAUUGGCGGGAAGGAGGUCAAGGAUGACCUGGAGGAGGCGCCGCCGCCGGUCCUGGACGAGGCCAUGCGGCCGCGCCGCGUCGCGCUCUUCGUCGAGCCGUCUCCGUUCGCAUACAUCUCUGGGUAUAAGAACCGGUUCCAGAACUUCAUCAAACAUUUGCGAGAAAUGGGGGACGAGGUCAUUGUUGUGACCAAUCAUGAGGGAGUUCCCCAAGAGUUCCAUGGCGCCAAGGUUAUAGGUUCAUGGAGCUUCCCAUGCCCCAUGUAUGGAAAAGUACCUCUUUCGCUGGCACUCAGUCCUAGGAUCAUUUCGGAGGUUGCGAAGUUCAAACCUGACAUUAUUCAUGCGUCUUCUCCUGGAAUUAUGGUUUUUGGAGCUCUAGCUAUUGCCAAGCUACUCGGUGUGCCCCUAGUCAUGUCCUAUCACACCCAUGUUCCAGUAUACAUACCUAGAUAUACAUUUAGCUGGCUUGUGGAGCCAAUGUGGCAAGUCAUAAGAUUCCUUCAUAGAGCUGCUGAUUUAACUUUAGUACCAUCUGCUGCUAUCAGCAAAGAUUUUGAAACUGCCCAGGUCAUAUCAGCUAAUAGAAUACGCCUUUGGAACAAAGGUGUUGAUUCUGCAAGCUUCCAUCCUAGAUUCCGCAGUCAUGAGAUGCGAGUCAGGCUAAGUGACGGUGAGCCUGAAAAACCACUGGUAAUUCAUGUCGGACGUUUUGGGCGUGAGAAAAGUUUGGAUUUUUUGAAGAUGGUAAUGGAAAGGUUGCCUGGAGUAAGAAUUGCAUUUAUUGGAGAUGGACCAUAUAGGGGUGAACUAGAGAAGAUGUUUGAAGGAAUGCCAGCAGUGUUCACAGGAAUGAUGCAGGGUGAAGAGCUCUCGCAGGCGUACGCCAGCGGCGAUGUUUUCAUCAUGCCAUCGGAGUCAGAAACGCUCGGCCAAGUGGUCCUAGAGUCCAUGUCGUCGGGGGUGCCCGUCGUCGCGGCCCGUGCAGGCGGGAUCCCCGACAUAAUCCCGGAGGACCAGGAGGGCAGGACGAGCUUCCUGUUCACCCCUGGUGACCUGGACGACUGCCUCGGCAAGGUCCAGCAGCUGCUGACGAACAGGGAGUUUAGAGAAAACAUGGGGCGGACGGCCAGAUCCGAGAUGGAGAAGUGCGACUGGCGGGCAGCGUCCAAGACGAUCCGCAACGAGUUCUACAAUGCUGCUAUCUGGUACUGGCGAAAGAAGCAUGCGGAGCUGGUGAAGCCGCUGCAGUGGCUGGCACAGAUGUUCCUGCCGGCGCCUGAGGUCCGCAGCAUCAUGCAAUGCUGAGUGAGGAUGCUGUUGCUUGCAGACAUGAUCCAGACAAUUGAUGGACGGAUGGGCAGAUGCAUAUGCACUCCUUGUAAAUUGAAAUUGUAUGAUGUAUAGUGCUGUGUCGAUAGGUGAGAUAGUUCCCCGUUUUUGUAUGGAAACUGGUAUUGGACUGUGAUUGGUGUGGCAAUUCCAUCGAUUACAUGUGUCUUGUGUAGCAAAACAAAAUUGGAAUUGUGCUAUAUCUUGCUGGACAUUGUAACCUGUAAAUUAUGAUCAUGCCAUUUUAUUUAAC